AUGGCUCGCCGCACUGAAGCUGGUACGUGUCAUAUUUUCCUCGUCUUCUUUGUCACCGUCGUCGUCAUCUCCUCCCUCUCCGUCUCCUGCUUCCCUCCCUCCCUCCCUCCCUUCUGCCCUUCUGUCGGCGUUUCAGGUCGAAGCAGUCGCUACCUGACGGUAGCCGGGUACUGCGUCCUGGCAGCCGUCUCGUAUCUCGAGCAUGUACGCUGCGUGCGGCCGUCAACGCUGCUGAAUGUUUACCUGGGCGUCUCCACGCUCUUGGACCUGGCGAGGACUCGCAGCCUUUUCUUCAUCCAAGACAGCCAUACUGUGGCGUCGAUAUCCCUGGCUGCUUUCAUUGUCAAAUCUCUGGCCUUUAUCCUAGAGGCUACCGAGAAGCGUCACCUCCUGCUGGCAAAGUGGAAAGAUGCUUCUCCCGAAGCAACAAGCGGUGUUGUCAACCGAUCGCUCUUCAUAUGGCUAAAUCGCUUGUUCAUCAACGGUUUCCAGACGUUGCUAACUGUCAAUACGAUAACCCCUAUUGACGAGGAGCUGCUGGCUGCGUCUGAGCCAACUGCCCUUCUAGAAAAAUGGGAAAAUGCUGAUAAAGCUAAGAGAUACGCCCUGUUUUGGGUGUUUUUCACUCAUUAUAAAUGGUAUAUCAUGGCCGGCAUCUUGCCACGAUUAGCGUAUACCGGCUUUAGCUAUUCACAGCCCUUUCUCGUCCAACGGGUCCUCGACUUUACUGCCCAGGCCCCUCAUGCUCAGACAAGCAAUAUUGCCUACUCUCUUGUGGGGGGCUAUGCUGUUGUUUAUAUUGGACUUUCAACUUUGCGCGUCGGCUCCACAAACGAGGACAAUGCAGAAGCAAUCACUUUGAUGAGUGCAGAUAUUGACCGUAUCGGCUACAGCAUGACACUUGUUCACGAGGUUUAUGCAGGCUUCAUCGAGAUUGCCAUCGCUCUCUGGCAGUUGCACAGGCUCCUUGGAAUCGCCAUCGUUGCUCCCGUUGGAUGGAUUAUCGGGGUCCCUCUUGCAAAGGCAGCAGCCGAUGCCCAAAUCCCGUGGCUGGAAGCAAUAGAAACUCGUCUUGCUGCCACUGCAAAGUCAUUGGGCUCAACAAAGGCAAUUAAAAUGACCGGCCUAGCCGACAUCGUGUCAUCCCGUAUUACAAAUCUACGGUUGGACGAGAUUCGUGCCUCGCUUCGCCAUCGUGUCUAUAGCAUACUAGUAUUUGUUGCAGCAUUUGCUUCUUCUGAACUGGCUCCGGUGUGGGGCUUCACCGCAUUCAUCUUGCUGGCAAAGAAAAAUAAUACAGGAACAUUGACUGAAGGAGUCGCUUUUGCUUCACUCAGCCUUUUUGAAUUACUCAAUCAUCCAAUGACCACUAUUAUUAAUGGUUUCGAGAACCUUCAAACUGUUCUCAAUUGUUUUGGCCGUAUCCAAGAUUACCUCAACUCACAGGAGAGAGUGGAUUACAGGAUACCACAGCACGAUAGGAGAGAUUCUUCAGUUUCCGGGCUUUCUACUCCUGCUGAUACCCUGAAAGAUACUAUCAUUUUGAAGGAGAUACAGGACCCUGACUCAAACACCGAUGCAUUUGUAGCCUUUGUCGAGGGAGCGUCGGUAGGCUACACAAUAGGAGGUGACUCGCCAAUCCUAAAGAAUCUUAACUUCCAGAUUCCUCGUGGUGAAAUCACCAUGGUUUUUGGCGCCGUUGGCUCUGGAAAAUCUACUCUUCUAAAACUGUUACUUGGUGAAAUGCCGUGCGUAUCCGGCUUAAUAAGAACUGGCUUCUCUCUGGCUGCAUAUUGUCCGCAAUCCCCCUGGGUUACGUGGGGGACUGUCCAAAGUAACAUUGUUGGUAUGAGCGAGUGGGAUAAGAAGUGGUAUGAUACUGUUGUUUCUGCCUGUGCCCUUCGUACAGAUCUUGAGGAACUGCCAAACGGAGAUCAAACACACAUUGGCACCCAAGGGUCGAGGCUUAGUGGUGGACAAAAAAUGCGCGUGUCCUUUGCUCGUGCACUUUACUCCAGGAACUCUACCAUGAUCCUUGACGACGUCUUGACAGGGCUUGAUAGGGCAACCGAGCGGCACAUGUUAGAUGCAAUUUUCGGGCCCAACGGUCUAUUGAAGAAGCUAAAGUCCACUGUUAUUCUUGCUACAAAUUCUGACAACAUCAUUUUUCUCAAUGAAAAUGGGGAAAUUGCUCGUCAAGGCAACCUGGAAAGCUUUUCAGCAGGUGAUGAUAUCAAACAACUUGCGAACCAAUGUCAAACAACUACUACAUCUCGUCCAGAGCCACAACUCUCAGAAGACGUGCUGCAUGAGCUUGAGAUACUAGAAGAUCCUGAACUUGAAAGUAGCCGUAUGACUGGGGACAUGAAAGUAUAUGCCUACUACGCAAAAAACGCCGGGUGGUGGACUAUCUCACUUUACCUAUUAGCGUGUUGUGCUUUCGUUGUCGGUGUCACUUUCCCCUCCCUUUGGUUACAAUGGUGGACGAAUGCCAAUGAUACUAGGCCCAACGAACGUAUUGGGUACUGGCUUGGAGUAUAUAGUGGACUUGCUUUCCUUGCAAUCUUCAGCGCUACACUCUCUGACAGAGCUUCAACAUCCUUCCUUACUUCAACUGAUGCCGGAACUACGGUUAACAGGUUCAGCCAGGACCUAGAGCUUAUUGACAAUGAUCUACCCCAGUCUAUCGACCAAGCUGUUUUUCAGUUUCUCUCUGCAAUCGUUUCUGGUGUAUUCGUCUUCAUAGGGGCAGGUUACAUAGCAGCGGCCGUCCCUCUGUGCAUAAUUGUGCUUAUCGGGGUUCAAUUCUUUUAUUUACGAACAUCCAGACAAUUGCGACUGUUGGAUAUCGAAGCCAAGGCGCCUCUCUUCUCACAGUUUCUAGAGACAGUUGGUGGUGUUGCCUGCAUCCGCGCGUAUGGAUGGACGCAGAGAUACACAGAGCGUCACUACAAAGUCUUGAAUAUAUCUCAAAAGCCAUAUUAUCUCCUUUGGUGUAUUCAAAGAUGGCUUACCCUUGUCCUGGACCUAUUGAAUGCUGGGCUUGCAGUUAUGUUGGUCGCAAUCGCAACCAAUGUUCGCAGCGCGUCAACACCCUUUCUGGGUGUGGCACUGUUUAAUAUCGUGACGUUUAGUUCCACUCUCCAAACACUGGUAACAGCCUGGACCCAAUUGGAAACUGCACUUGGAGCAAUAAACCGAGUACGCUCCUACUCCCAGGAUGUGAAGGAUGAGAACCUCCCGAAUGAAAAUGGCAGUGUACCUGAUGAAUGGCCCGAGUCUGGCGCCAUUGCGUUUAAUGACGUAUCUGCGUCGUAUGACCCUUCUCUAGGCCCAGUUUUGAAAGGGGUUAACUUGUCCAUCAACGCUGGCGAGAAAGUUGCCAUUUGUGGCCGGACAGGCAGUGGCAAAUCUUCUCUUGUGUCAUGCUUGUUGAGAAUGCUAGAGAUGGAUUCUGGGACGAUUUUGAUUGAUGGCAUUGACAUUAGCACAAUCUCCCGACAGCAGGUUCGAAGUCGGCUAAAUACACUUCCCCAGGAACCGUUCUUUUUAUACGGCACUGUCCGUGACAACGUUGAUCCCCUACAACUUGCGGACGAUGAAGCUGUCAUAGGAUCUUUACAGGCCGUUGGUUUAUGGGAGUUUUUGGAAGCCCGUGGUGGCCUUGAUGAGGAGGUCAGCGAGGAUAAACUUUCCCAUGGUCAGCGGCAGCUGUUCUGCCUGGCUCGUGCGGUGGUCAAGCAGGGGAAUAUUCUGAUCAUGGACGAAGCCACCAGCAGUGUAGAUGCUGAGACUGAUAAGGUAAUGGAGGAUGUGAUUCGUGAGAAGUUCAAGGGCAUGACCGUUAUUGCUAUCGCUCACAAACUCGACACAGUACUUGACUAUGAUCGUGUUGUGUUAUUAGACAAAGGUGAGAUUAUCGAGACAGGAAAUCCCAGAGAACUCCUCGCAAUACCUGAUUCGGCAUUCCAUAAGCUCUAUGAGAAAUUAGCUACUGAAGGAACGCAUACGGAAUAA
Messenger RNA from Trichophyton benhamiae CBS 112371, 4017 nucleotides. Its product is annotated as ABC bile acid transporter, putative. The coding region runs from base 1 to 4017 and encodes 1338 amino acids. Gene Ontology annotation, biological process: transmembrane transport. The record is from RefSeq and is a predicted model, not a curated record. Lineage: Eukaryota; Fungi; Ascomycota; Eurotiomycetes; Onygenales; Arthrodermataceae. The transcript has 11 exons. Gene Ontology annotation, molecular function: ATP binding; ABC-type transporter activity; ATP hydrolysis activity. Gene Ontology annotation, cellular component: membrane.